AUGUCUCUCCCAGUGCAGAUGGCCAUGAAACUGUCGAAUGGCGUCAAUCCGUCCCCCAUCAUGCUCCCGCUCCAGCAACAACAGAUGCAAAUGAUGCCCCACGCCCACGCUGCGCAAGCCCAGGCCCAAGCGCACGCCCAGGCUCAAGCCCAGGCUCAAGCUCAGGAUCAGGCCCACGCUCAGGCCCACGCUCAUGCUCAGAACCAGGCGCUUGUCCAACAGCAGCAGCACCAGCAGCAGCAACAGGGCCAGCAACAACAACAAGUUGGUCAGCCGCCUCAGCAGCUGCUCCAGAACGGCGAGAGGUCGGUGUUGGCAGAAACAACAUCACAGACGUGGCUUGCCGUGGGCUCGUUGGCAGAAUCGCUAGGCGACUUAGAAAAAGCGCUGUCUGCGUACGACGCUGCUUUGAGACACAACCCUAACAGCCCUGAGGGCCUCAUCAGAAUGGCCAACAUCUACAGACUGAGAGACCACUUUUUGAAAGCGGCAGAGCUCUACGAGCAGGCCCUCUCUUUUAACAAUGAGAAUGGUGAUACCUGGGGGCUUUUGGGCCAUUGCUACCUCAUGAUGGACGACUUGCAAAGAGCCUAUGCCGCCUACCAGAGAGCAUUGUACUUUUUGGACAACCCCAACGUGCCUAAGUUGUGGCACGGAAUCGGUAUCUUAUACGACCGCUACGGCUCGUUGGAAUACGCCGAGGAAGCGUUUGUGCGUGUGCUAGACUUGGAUCCCAACUUUGAAAAGUCCAACGAGAUCUACUUCAGACUAGGCAUUAUCUAUAAGCACCAGGGCAUGCUUCCUUCCGCUUUGGAGUGCUUCCAGUACAUUUUGUCGAACCCACCUCACCCAUUGACCCAGCCAGACGUGUGGUUCCAGAUUGGCUCGGUGCUCGAGCAGCAGAAGAAUUGGAACGGCGCCAAGGAGGCCUACGAGAAGGUGUUGGAGGUGAAUCCCAACCACGCCAAGGUUUUGCAGCAGUUGGGCUGCUUGUACUCGCAAGCGGAGUCGGCGGCCUCGCCAAACGAACAGGGUCAGGGUGCUCAGGGCCAGCAACCUUUCCAGCAGGAUCUCAACAUUGCUCUCAAGUACCUCACGCAGUCGAUUGAGAUCGACGCGAGCGAUGCCCACUCGUGGUACUACUUGGGCCGUGUUCACAUGAUCAGAGGUGACUUCAAUGCUGCCUAUGAAGCCUUCCAGCAAGCAGUCAAUCGUGACGCGAGAAACCCUACGUUCUGGUGCUCCAUCGGUGUGCUCUACUAUCAAAUUUCACAAUACCGUGAUGCUCUCGAUGCCUACACCAGGGCUAUUCGUUUGAAUCCAUACAUUUCUGAGGUCUGGUACGACUUGGGCACAUUAUAUGAAACUUGCAACAACCAAAUCAGCGAUGCCUUGGACGCUUACCGCCAGGCUGAGCGUUUGGAUCCAGGUAAUCCACAUCAAAGCCCGUUUGGAGCAAUUGAUCAAGUACCAACAGGACGGCAACACCCAUCCACCUCAACCUCCUCCAGUGAAUCAGCAACCUCGUUUGCCUCAGGGAAUGGUGUUGGAAAGCACGCAACCUCAACAACCUCAACAGCCCCACCCCCUCAGCAAUUCUCCCAAGGUCCCCCACCACCUCCUCCACAGCUUCUGCAAGGCCAGCGUCCACCCCAACAACCGGUGGGUUUCCCAGGCCAAGGUCUUCAACCCCAUCAAGUUCCUCCACAACAGCAGCCUCAGCAGCCUCAGCAGCCUCAGCAACAACCCCAGCAACCGCAGCAGCAGCAACAACAACAACCACCUCAGCCGCAACAUCAACCUCUGACACCUUAUCAGGCGCUGAUAAGUAGGCCACAAUUAGGAUCGCAGCCUCCUCAUGUUCAGCAACAACAACUGCAGCAGCAGCAACAGGCGGGCCAAUCACUUUCACAACCUCAACCGCCUCAAGGUGCUCCUCAAUUCCAAUCUCAUCAGCAAAGUAACACCUCGCUGCAAUUACCGACACCUCAGCAGCAACAGCAACCGUUGCAUCAUCUUCCUGGUGUCGCAGGACCUUCUGAGCACACUCCAGCCCAGGCUUCCGGUUCAGUAAAUGUGUCUCCUGCUCCUCCUGUGGGUGCCAACACUUCUAGUUCCACGGCGCUUCCUCCAGUUCAAUCAAGAGUGGAGGUCAAGGAGCACACGCCUGCUCUGGCCCCAGGUGAUCAAGCUCCUCCACAGCAGCCAGAGCUUUCGAAACAGGCUACUCCGUUGGAAAAUCAGAACCCGAAUGACCAAACCAAUGGGUCACUAAAACAUGAUUUGGAGGAUAAGUCAGAUAAUAAGACAUUGAAAAAGCCCUCGGUGGCUCCCGAAGAAGGUGUUCAAAAGAGGGAUGAUCGUCCUAAUGGCAGUUCCGCUGAUCAACAAAAGGAAGGUUCAGCUGCACCAGAAAAAGCUGAAGAGUCAACUAGAAGAGAUCCAGGUCCAGCCUCUGCUCCGGGCCCAAGUGUGAAUCCUCAGCCUGUGGUGACAGACGCGAAUGCAUCCAACAACAAUGGUCCCCAGUUUUCCAAGAACGUGACCGAGGGCGAGAAUAAGGAAGAGAAUGAAAAGGAGAAAGACAAUGAGGAUGAAGAAGAGGAAAAGAAACAGGAUCCAGUGGAGCCUCCUUUGCGUAAGGUGGACGAGGACGAAAAUUACGAUGACGAGUAA
Candidozyma auris is the source of this 2676-nucleotide messenger RNA. It is a transcript of the gene SSN6, whose product is annotated as transcription regulator CYC8. Bases 1 to 2676 code for a protein of 891 amino acids. Gene Ontology annotation, biological process: regulation of gene expression. The record is from RefSeq and is a predicted model, not a curated record. Gene Ontology annotation, molecular function: RNA polymerase II cis-regulatory region sequence-specific DNA binding; chromatin DNA binding; protein binding. NCBI's taxonomy places the organism in Eukaryota, Fungi, Ascomycota, Pichiomycetes, Serinales, Metschnikowiaceae. The transcript has a single exon.